AUGGCCUUGAAAGAUCCGGGGGUUGUGUCCGAAGAUGCUUCCGACAGUGCUGGGAUGGAUGACCCCUUGAAGUGCAUCGACGACGACACCUCAACCAGCUUGCUUCUGUCACCAGGGCAGUACAUCAUAGUCAAAGUGCGACCGGGAGUUUUGGUGGGUAGCUUCGGCUUCAAAACACCUGGUGGCCAGGAGACACAUGGAACUGAUCCAGUGGACUUUCAGCUCGAAGGUUCCAUGGAUGGUGCCGACUGGUUCUUGCUGAACGCGAAGGCGGGCUAUGCGACGCCAGAUGAACGCGGCAUCUUGGUCGGACCCUUCAUCGUCUCCAGGAUGUCGGCCAUGGCUUUGCUCGGCAAUCGCACACUUCCGGCAGCAGCAACAGCAGUACCAGCGUCGCCAGCUCCCCCACCUAGCGACUCAAAGCCGUUCGAAGUGCCACAGCAAGCAGAUCAAGCAACAGCUCCAGCUGCAGUGCCGAUCGUAGUGCCGGUGGCAGCAGCUGCCUCUGAGAGCACCACGACAACACUGGAUAUUGUCGAAGCUGCGCCGGAGGAAGCGCAAAGCAAGGUGGCCCAGGCAGUCAUGCAGGCCUCCAAGGCCAAUGGCUUGGACAAUGCUGAUACGGCAGCAACCGCUGCCGCUGUGUCUGCUGCAAGCGAGGCUGCAAAAGCAUCCACUCCCGCAGCACAGGCAGAUUCCCUCAGCAAAGUUGCAGAGGCGGCAGCUUCCAUGGGCCUGAGCGAUGCCCAGGUCGCAAGCAUUUCGUCUGCACUCAGAUCUACCGAUCCGGACCAUUGGGGCCAUAUACUUGACGCCUGGAAAGCAGCUGCUUCGGCAAACGCUGCCUCGAAGCCUACAGCCUCUCCUGAAGCGAAAGUUGCCGCUGUCGUGGCAGCGACGGGAGACGCGGGCUUCACUGUUCAGCAGCAGGCUGUGGCUGCUGCAGAAAGUGCUGUACCUGCAGCGCUGAAAGUGCUUCAGGGCGCAACGACCGCGGCACCUGUGAGCGUUGUUGGGCAGGCUCUGGCAGGUGCUGACAUCCCGCUUGAUCACAAGGCUGCUAUUGUGGAUGCAGCUUCUGCAGAGACUCAGGAGAACCAGAAAGCUGUGGCAGACGUGCUGUCUGCUGCUGGACUGCUGUCCACGACAACGGAGCAGCCGGAAGCUGUCGACCUCGGCGAUCCCAACGUUAGACUCGUCAUGGAUGCAGUGUCUCAAAAGCUUGCGGAUGUGCCCGUGAGCAAAGCACAGAAGGCACGCAUCGUAAACGCGGCUGCGCAAGCUCUGACAAAGGCCAGCACGACACCCUUCGACGGUGUUGGCAUGGUGGUCGAGGCUGCCAAAGAAGCAGGCCUGACCGAUAGCCAGGUGUCGAAGAUUGCUGCGGAGGCACCAGAGCUUUCCGCCGAGCAGCAGGUGUCUGUAGCCACAGCGCUGAGCGCCGCGGGAGAUGGAGUGGAAAAGGUCAUGGAAAAGACCUUGCCCAAGCCGGCCGAGAAGGUCGCAGCGGUUGUCAAGGCCGAAGCUGCAGCUGGAAUGGAUGAUGCAGAGCAAGCAAAUUCAGCCGCAAUCGCAGUCGCAGCAGCGGCUUCGGCAUCCAAGCGAGUGGAAAGUGCAGAAAGUGAAGCUGACAUCUUCAAAGAGAUUGUUGCUGCCGCCGUCAAGGCUCGGCUCGGCCAGGAGCAAAUAGAGUCGAUCUUGUCGGUCGUGGCGCCAAUGCCUGCGGAAGACCAGGUUGCCGUCAAGGAGCAUCUGGAAGCGCUGGAUCCUGUGCCCCUGGAUGCAACAUCCCUGCCGCCGGUGCCCUUGGAGGGUCUGCCAGCAGUCGAGAUCACGCCGUUCCUUCCGCAGAACGAUGUGGGCCGCAUGCCAUCCACCUCCACCGUCCCUGAAGCGACGUCGAGUGGGUCUGGCGAUCAAUUCAUGUUUGGUGUUGUCCCCUCGCUGACGAGCUCCCGUGCAAGCUACAAGGACCAGACCGGUUUGUUGCCGAAGGGAUUCCUGUUCCAGGUGGUGCUAAACAGCCAAGGAAUCCUAGAGUUCUUGCGCGAGAAGACUGGCUGGGAGGGUGAUCCCCACGAGCUGAGCAUUGCCCUGGGCCGGUUUCGAUUUGACUGGCCAGUGACCAGCUGUUCGGAUGAAGAGAGUGGCUUUACAGACUUCCAGUCUCUCACGUUUUACAAUGCGACAUUUGCCAACCCUGGUGAUGAAUGUGGCACACUAGUGGCCACAACUGUGGAUGUUGCUGGGGCAGUUCGGUUUCCCCGUGCAGGUGACACCAACUUGUUCUGGCUUGCUGGGCAGUUCGGAACGAGAUAUCCCCUCCUGGGUGGUGACAAGGUGCUCCUUGCUGUCCUCGACCUCGUGGUUGUAGCCUUUACAGGCGGUGAGAAGGUUGCGUACAGCAUAUGUGGAGAUCCAGCAAAUGCUUUUUACGUGGGCUGCCCCAUACAGAGCAUGCUGAAGAUCAAGUAUCCAGAGAACAACCUCGGGCAGGGCGUUAAGAUCUGUUCAGGCCAGGCGCAUUUUCACGAGCACAAGCUCGAGAAUUGCUUCACAGCUGCUCGGCCAGCGCAGGCUGUGUCAUCGUUUGAUUUGUUGCUGCGGCUUUCAAUCCAACUCGCCUUAGGUUUAACGUCACCUUGCGAAGAUGUGGGUGCCGACAUGGAUUGGCUCCAAUGGCGCUGUGGCCAUGUGUCAAGAAGUAAAAAGGUAUGCCUCAAGCCUCCACUCUUGCAGCGACCGGCACCAGAAAGUCUCGUGAGUCGAUUUGCGCACUUGUGCGGACGACAGCAGCGGGCCCAUUACAAGGCAACUGACCAGCGUCGUUGCCUUGCGGGAGAGACCUGCGUAACCUUGCACGGUGACGUGCCUCCCCCCCCAGCCCAUGCCGACCCUAUUUCAGACAAGAGAGUCUAG
Messenger RNA from Symbiodinium natans, 2919 nucleotides. The record is from the annotation of a GenBank genome assembly. Lineage: Eukaryota; Dinophyceae; Suessiales; Symbiodiniaceae.